Molecule: messenger RNA, 571 nt
Organism: Acanthoscelides obtectus
Lineage: Eukaryota; Metazoa; Arthropoda; Insecta; Coleoptera; Chrysomelidae
Source: the annotation of a GenBank genome assembly
AUGGCUUUAAGUUUUAACGAGAGCGAUCUCCUGAUUUUAAUAACAAAUCUGCACACUAUUUUGUUGAGGUGGUACUCAAACCGAAGUUUGCUAUCAACUAUAUCACCUAAAUUUCUUACAUUGUCCAUUUUCUUGAGAGAAUUCCGAUAUAUCUCGAUUCCAAUAUGUAAUCAAACCCUACAGUUUUGCAAAUAUGCAAAAGUUCUUUGUGUUUAUCGAAGGCUACAUACUCUAAUUGCAAACAAGUAUCUACUAAAUUCCAAGUUACGUAGAAAGUUAUGUGAAUCCUUGCUCAUUUCUGUUCUAAAUUACUGUAAUCUACUAUAUGUUUACACGGCAAAAAAAUAAUCUAAAUCGUCAAAAAUAAUUAUGUCCGAUUCAUUAUUGGAUUUCGCAGUUCUCAUCCAUAAAUUAUUGCUUACGACUAAACCGCCUUACUUGAGAAAAAAAUUCAUCCAACAAUGACAUCCACUUAGAGAUAAAAUUAUCAGGAUACACCAGUAUUCAACAACCCUAUUCCUACGCAGUUUCUGCUGCAAUGUUGGCACCAAAUAUAAUGCCUUACGAAAAU